UGGCCCCCACACGGACAUUGAACAAUUUCUCUCUCUAAACAUCCCCAUCUUGUUUUCUUCUUCAACUUUUCCUCUUCAACUCCAUCUACACACCUUCAUUCAUGUUAGUCCAAACCUCAGGACCCAUUUUCCGAACUUUCUCUCUCCGAGUCUAUCUCCUUUUCUCUGAGAUUACGCAUGCGCAUAUGUAAUUCAUUCAUAUUGUAUUAAUACAUAGAACUUUUCACUAUCUUUCUCUUUUACUUGGUCAAUCUGUGAAAAUGCCUGGUUGGUGGGGGAAAAAAUCCACCAAGAACAAAGAUCAACUUCAUCAACGAGAAAUCCAACAAUAUCCCAACAGCAAUUCUCACAAUUCAAGCAAAGCUUCAAUCAGAAAUGAUAAGAAGAGAGGCAAAGACAACAAGCCCAAGAGUUUUGAUGGAAUAUUAUCGCGAAAUUCGCCAAGAAACAGCAAGGAUUUCGGUGGGUCUUCGGGAUUUUCAGGUUUCGAUGCGUCGUCGGACAGAGGGCAUCCUUUGCCACGACCAUCGGUUUCGUCGUUGGGGAAUGAUCAUGGGGUUGGAUUGGGAUCUGGGUCGGUCUCGGUUUCGAGUGUGAGCUCAUCUGGGUCUUCUGAUGAUCAAGCUCAUCUUGAUCAUGGCCAAUUGGGUGGUUUCAGAGGACAUGGGGAUGCGAAGUUCAGCCAACUGCCCAGAAGCCCAGGUGCAGGUUCAAGAGGGACUACCACUACCACUAUCACAUCACCUCUUCAUCACCGAUUUUGUGGGACGAGUGUUGACUCUCCAACCGGAAAGUUGGAAGAUGGAAAGAGUGAAUGUCAUCGGCUGCCCCUUCCACCUGGUUCUCCUACGAGCCCUUCUGCCUUGCCCACCCCAAGAACCUGUGGAGUGACCGAAUACUCACAUUGUAAUUUGUCAAAAUGGAAAAAAGGAAGGCUUCUAGGAAGAGGCACUUUUGGGCAUGUUUACCUCGGGUUCAACAGUGAGAGUGGGCAAAUGUGUGCAAUUAAAGAGGUCAAGGUUAUUGCAGAUGAUCCGACAUCGAAGGAAUGUCUGAAGCAGUUGAACCAGGAGAUCAGUUUGCUUAGUCAGCUUUCACAUCCAAAUAUUGUUCAGUACUAUGGAAGUGAACUGAAUGAAGAAACGUUGUCUGUUUACUUGGAAUAUGUCUCUGGGGGCUCCAUCCACAAAUUGCUCCAAGAAUAUGGUGCAUUUGGGGAACCUGUAAUACAAAAUUACACUAGACAGAUCCUCUCUGGGCUGGCCUACUUACAUGGAAGAAAUACUGUGCAUAGGGAUAUCAAAGGCGCGAACAUUUUAGUGGACCCCAAUGGUGAAAUCAAACUUGCUGAUUUUGGCAUGGCAAAACAUAUAACCGCAUAUUCUUCAAUGCUUUCCUUCAAAGGUAGUCCUUAUUGGAUGGCACCUGAGGUCGUAAUGAAUGCAAAUGGCUACAGCCUUGCAGUGGACAUCUGGAGCUUAGGAUGUACAAUUCUUGAAAUGGCCACAUCCAAACCACCUUGGAGCCAAUAUGAAGGGGUGGCUGCAAUAUUUAAAAUUGGAAACAGCAAAGAGAUUCCUGAAAUUCCUGAUCAUCUGUCUAAUGAUGCAAAAAGUUUCAUAAGGCUGUGCUUGCAGCGAGAGCCAUCUGCACGCCCAGCUGCCUUACAACUACUAGAUCACCCUUUCGUUCGCGACCAAGCUACCUCAAGAGUUGCCAAUGCCAACAUCACCAAGGAAGCCUUUCCUUAUACAUUUGAUGGAAGUCGCACACCGAAUGCUUUAGAGCUGCACUCCAACAGAACAAAUAUAAGUCCUUCUAAUGGAGACUAUGUGUUGAAACCAGUGGUCACUGUCUCAAGAACUUUGGCUAGCCCAAGGGAUAAUGCAAGAACGGUCAUGUCUUCUCCUGUAUCUCCCUGUUCAAGCCCUUUGCGACAACAUGGCCCAGCAUACAGGAGCUGUUUUCUCUCUACUCCUCAGACAUCUUAUGCUUUGGUGGGGCUAAGUGGUUACAAUUUGAAUGAUUACUCGAUGCUUCCAACGAGACCCAACACAAGAACUACUCUUGAUCCAUGGAAUGAAAUUUCCAUGUUCAAAGCCCAAACACCUGGUAGAUCCCCAAGAACGAGGCCCAUUUUAUAGUGUGCAAUGACGGAUGAAGCAAAUCUGCUGUAUUGCACCAAGGUCCCCACCGACUAAGAAUCACAUGUAAAUUAUGAGCUCUCAUUGGAGUAAGAAUUUGGUUGGGUCUUAUGAUGGAGAAUGUAAAUUGUGAGGGUGCUAGUUUGUUUCUUCCUCGAGAGACAGAGCAUGAGACAGGAUGAAGGGAUUUGUAGGAAACCCGUCUCUGGACGCAGUAGGAAGGUGUUGCAUUACUUGAUACUGUAACUGUCUCCUCUACUUGAUUCGAAUGUAUAUUAAAGAUGGCCACAGUGAUCUUUAAAUUUGUAUUGCAGUUGGCAAAAAUGCAAUGGAUGUCAAUUGCACAAGAUCCUUGCACGUUGAGCUAAAUUUUUGAAAAGUUUGUAGAUUGGUCUCUUCGAUCAAGUCAUGUUAUACCUAGAGCCAGUUUCUCAUUGAUAGCAUAUUGGCAUUGGAGUUGGGAGCCAAUUUAGCACAAAAAUCAGAUGGGUAGAGUCUAUUCUAGUUCAGAGUCAACUUCCUUAUUUUCCUUGGUCUCAGGUAUGUCAUUAAAAACAAAGGCACAAGAACUUGGCUGAUUAGUAUUUGUGUUUCAUAAGGUCCUUCUGGGUUCGAAGAUAAUCUUCUAUAUCAAUGGUGUUUCAUAAUGGACGUUGAACACUUAUCUCUAUCAAUUUUUUUUUCAUGAUG
Molecule: messenger RNA, 2834 nt
Organism: Ilex paraguariensis (yerba mate)
Lineage: Eukaryota; Viridiplantae; Streptophyta; Magnoliopsida; Aquifoliales; Aquifoliaceae
Source: the annotation of a GenBank genome assembly